AUGGACGAUGUACUAAGCCGGCUCCUUGACAAGGCCUGGGACAGGUUCCAAGAAACACCCAGUGACACACGAUUCUGCAAAACCACACUCUCCAAGCGCCUCACAACGGCACUCAAUGCCCGACACGCAGCCCACUCCCCCACCGAACCCCCCAUCGCCGCCUUCGUACCAAUGGACGGCUACCACCACACCCGUGCCCAGCUCGACGCCAUGCCCGACCCGGUAACCGCCCAUGCCCGGCGAGGGGCCGAGUUCACCUUUCGACGGCGAGGGCUUCGUGCAGCUUACCUCCUCCUCCCGCACCCCCCCUGGUCGCACGCCCACCCCCUCUUCUCCCUCACAAUUUUCGUCUCCGUCUCCACCUCGCUGGCACGCACCCGGCUCGCAGCACGACACGUCGCCGCCGGACUGGCAGCCACCCUUGCCGAGGGCGACCGGCGCGCCGUCGAGAACGACCUGCCCAACGGGCCCGAGGUGACACGGCUACUGCGGCGGGAGGGGGUGGAUGAGGUGGUGGAGAGUACGGAGGAUGGGGGCUGGGCGGGGUUGUGA
Molecule: messenger RNA, 552 nt
Organism: Chaetomium globosum CBS 148.51
Lineage: Eukaryota; Fungi; Ascomycota; Sordariomycetes; Sordariales; Chaetomiaceae
Exons: 3
Coding region: 1-552 (183 amino acids)
Source: RefSeq, a predicted model, not a curated record